This is a messenger RNA of Coffea eugenioides, 664 nucleotides long. Its product is annotated as F-box protein At4g00755-like. NCBI's taxonomy places the organism in Eukaryota, Viridiplantae, Streptophyta, Magnoliopsida, Gentianales, Rubiaceae. Bases 99 to 593 code for a protein of 164 amino acids. The record is from RefSeq and is a predicted model, not a curated record. The transcript has 2 exons.
UCUGUACUUUUAUCUCUGUUUCUUUUAAGGGCUUUGAACCUUAUGCAGUGAUUGUGAAUGGAAUAUGCAAGCAACUCUGUUUAAAGGUGUUCCCUGAGAUGUCCACUGUUACUCGUGCUAUUGAAAUUAGUAACAUUGUAGAACCUGUGGAAUCCAGGACCAAUGAGCCUAUUGAAUGGGCAUGUCUGAAACGGGACCAUAAAGUAUAUGCAUUUUUGGCUCAAGGUAUUGCCUCCUUCCCAAGAAAAGAAUGCUUGUCUGAGGCACUUGGUGCUUCAAGCACUGACAAUUACCCAGAUGAAAGCAUUCAGAAUACCCCGGAACCAAGUGACAGGAUUGGUCAGAGACCUUCUUACUGGUCGAGCAAGGGUGAAAUUGAUUCUGCAGUCCCUGAGACAUUAACGUAUAAAUUGAUGGCCAAACUCUGUGUGAUUACUGAAAUCCAUAUUCAACCAUUUCAAGUGUACUUUCAGUUUGGUUCCCCCAUAUAUCCAGCAAAGGCUGUAAGAUUUUUGAUGGGGGAUUUGUAUUGCUGGUAUGGAAGCACAAAUGGAGGGAGAAGUGUCUUCAGCUGCACAAGAAUCUUGUCAUGAAAUAUUGCUGGUCCAGAUUCAGUAUUACUAAUUAACUGCGUUAUAGGAGAAUUGUUUGCAAAAGUUCAAGC